Messenger RNA from Folsomia candida, 1516 nucleotides. RefSeq lists its product as uncharacterized. The transcript is spliced from 5 exons. Lineage: Eukaryota; Metazoa; Arthropoda; Collembola; Entomobryomorpha; Isotomidae. The record is from RefSeq and is a predicted model, not a curated record. The coding region runs from base 1 to 1437 and encodes 478 amino acids.
AUGGAAGCCGCCAGCAAUCAUUCCGGUGUCGAAAACGAUGGCACCUCUGUAUCGAAGGCCUUGAAGAAUCCGCUCAUUCUCAACCACAUCUUCGCCCCGCUUAACGUCCCUGACUUGAAGACGGUUCAUCUCGUGUGUCCUGACUGGCACGACGUGGCCACCAAUUUAUUAGGACAACGAUCCUGCCUCAACUUCAACAAGCUGUUUCGCCACGAUGGGUCAAAACUGGUCUUGGUCGCUCCCGAGGAAAACCUCGUACAAAAUGUCACCAUCCGGAAGGCCUUUCACCGCUCCGUUCCCUUAAAAAAUAUCCCUGGCGUCAUCACUGAAGGAUUAAUACUGCUAAAAUCGACCAAAAUCCGACACAUUUCCCUCACCAACUGGAAAUAUUCGUAUCUCGGGUGUAGGGAAAAUCCGGUCCAGGUGUGCCUCCCAGUAACAAAUCUGUCCAUCCCGAUCCUCCCGAACUUGACCUCGGUAAAGUUUGACCUUCGGGGAAAUGUUAAGCGGCCCGCGUUUCAACCCCUGGCUCAAGCCUUGCUCAAAUCUGCCCCCAAUUUGACCACUUUGAACCUCGCGGCCCCUUUCUAUCUGGAUUUGGAGGGUUGUAGACACCUGACCGUUUUCAAAUUCGCCUACAUACCGAUGGCUAAAGAGACUUUGGCGAAAUUUGACUUGGCCGCUGUGACCACCUUGUUGGCCCAGGUGAAGGAUUCCGCCGUCGAGAUGGAAUUGCGGUGCCUCGGGAAUGGUGAUAUAUAUAAGGAAAUUCCUCCGACCCCGGUGGACCUUCCCGUAAUGUCGAAAUUGGUCUCUCUCACCGUCAAAGUGUCGGAUUUAUACCAAAUUCAAGAUUUUUUUGACCCCGAGCACCUCCCAAGGUUGAAAAGUCUUCACAUUAUCAUGGAAUCCCAUUGGCUAUUGGCCUUCCCAACGUUCCUGAAUGGGUGGAAGGCACACCCAGGCGUGCAAUCUCUCGGGGUGGAGGUGGAUCCGUCUUGGGCGAUGGGAGAUGUUGCGGGCCCCCUGACGAAAUUAUUUCCCGCCGUUAAGCGAUUCAAGUUCAACAUAUCGGUCAUAAUAACUCGCAACAUGGACAGGCUGAUAGCACCGUUUCAAGCGUGGGAUCUGGAGGGGGCCGAUGUUGUCGUGAAAUGUGUCAAAGAAGCCACACUUUUAGUACAAGUUCUUACCAAUAUGGCGACUUGGAAAGGCGUUAAACCUGUCCACUUUGGAGAAACGUACAUUCAAGAGGACAACUUUUCUCGCUGCGUGCCAGAUAUAAUUAAGCUCAGUGGAGGAGUUGAACGUGUGAAAAUUUCGGGCUAUGAGGUUCCGGAAAUGGUUGCAGUGAUUCGACCCAUGUUUGAGGGCAGUGGGGCACCCAUUACUUUCACGGGAGGGGUGUAUCAAAUUGACGUAAUUAACUGUUUCUAAGUUUAGGCAUUUUUUAACAUUUCCAUUUUCCAACGGUUCUAAAUAAUUUUGAAGGAGAGGUGACCCAUGUCGAUUUUGA